UUCCUCAUCAACACACCUUCCUCUGCCACAUAUCUGAACAUCAUGGAAGGCUGGGGCGAGGUCUCACGAAUAGUCGCGACUACAGCUCUCCCCACGGGAAGGGCUCAGAUAACGUCGUUGCAUUUCGAUACAAUGAACGAGUUGAUAUGGUGCGGGGACUCUGCAGGGUACUCCGGGUCGUUCACACUGUCCAUGGCGCCAUAUACCCGAUUCAAGGCCUCUGGGUCUAGUCCCGGGAGCGAAACCGACCCAGUGGUUCAACAUUUGAACCAUCAACGUGGAAUUCUUUCGCUUCUGCCUCGUAACGUCAAUUUCAACAGCAGAGCCGGUGUAUGCAAGCUCAGUCUUGGAUUUGAAGACAACCCGCUCUACCAGGACCUCUCGUGUAUGUCGCUCAAUUGCAACACCAACAACGAUUUGGUGAUUGGUGGUAAGUCGUCCUUAUUUAAAGUAGACUUGAUUAAGGGUAAUGCCAGCGCCAGUGAGCAGCUCCGCCAUGAUGGUGGUGUCUCCUUUAUGCGCACAUCGCUGAAGUUCUUGGUACUUGGGAAAUCAAACGGAUCCUUGGAGACGUUUGACCCCUUGGCCAACACCCUGAUCAAGACUUUCCACGGACACAACGGUUUGUUGAGUGACUUGGACGUCCUGGGGAACUAUGCCGCCACCUGUGGCUACUCCUUGCGUCCACUGGGUCGUUAUAACUAUGGCAAACGUGGUGGCAACGGUGGUGGCACUGGAGACAGCUACCUGGUAGAUCCUUUGGUGAACAUCUAUGACUUCAGGAUGAUGAGACCACUUUCGCCUAUCCCGUUCCCUGCGGGAGCUGCGUACGUGAGGUUCCACCCGAAACUCCCCAACAUUAUCAUUAUUGCGUCCACCACGGGACAGAUACAGUUUGUCGAUAUCUAUGACCAUCUGAACGUUUCGUUGUACCAGGCCGACUUGUCUGACAACAGCACCAUUAAUAACUCGAACAAUAACUCUCUUUCUGACCUGUCGUCGUACAUGGCGAACUUGGAUAUCUCCUCGAAUGGAGAGUUCCUUCUGUUCAGUGAUGCACAUUCAAACCUUCAUCUCUGGUCAUUCCUUGGCAACGAUACCACCUCAUUCAACACAUUCCCUAAUCCUUUGGAGCAACCAGACUUGAUGCCCAGCAUGCCUCAAAUAACCAAUUUCGGUGUUGAUGACAUGCUGGUACCCCUCUCAGCGGUCGGGUUACCAUACUAUAAGGAACACUUGUUGUCACAUUACCCUACCGAGUUGAAAUUUGUGAAAGAACUGGCUAAAUUACCAAUACGAUUAGAAAGAGACGGAGGUGAUGAUGGAUCAGAGAUUUCUGCUAGAUCGUUGGAAAAUCGAUUGGAAGGAACACAAGAGAAAGUUUUUACAUUCCAACCAUAUCAUGGACCAGGUCGUAAUUUAGAGCUUGCUUAUCAUCCAUUGAAAGAUUCUAAGCAUAAGAAGGCAGGAAAGAAGACUCUUAUCCCUCUGUUUCUCAGUGAAAGAAGGACAGACACACUUACCAAGACCCUUUCAAACACUAGUCUUGACAGUGUUGUAGUGGACCUGCCAACUUCCCUUCCUCCACCGGCUAUUUUCGAGUACACCUCAGGCUCUAAAUUGGCCACAUCAACGACAGCAACUGCCGAGACAGUUCCAAAUUGCUACACAAAGCUUCAAAUCCAAUACUCACGAUUUGGUGUGGAAGAUUUUGACUUUGACUAUUACAAUAAGUCUCCAAAUUACUCUGGAUUGGAAAACCAUCUCGAUAAUUCGUACAUCAAUUCACUUCUUCAACUCUAUAGGUACUCUCCACAGUUUUACAACAUGGUGACGCAAACGCUAAGAAGCGAGUGGCUCCCCAAUGAUAACCAGACCAUUAUAACCGACAACAACCCACAAGGUUCAUCGUUGUUGAACGAAUUGGGAUAUCUUUUCGACAUGACAAAUAAGGCCCAGGGCAAGAAUGUGACCAUUUCUAAUCUCACUGAACAACUUAACAUGAACCAAGACGCAUCAAAACAUCAUCUACUCAACUUUGAUGAGUGCAAGACACUCAAUAAUGAUGAACUUCGUGUAUUGAUUAUAAAUUUCAAUAAGUUCUUCAACGGAACCAUAGCGCACGAUCAAUUUGUACAACAUGGACGUGUGGAACUAAACCAAACUACCGGUGUGGAAGUGGAUGUAGAGGCCAAGAGUUUGGCUUGUGGGUUCAACGAUAAGAUGAAGAAUAUCCAAUUUGGUGUGGACUUGACCGGGAACAGUGGUGCUACCAUUCUUUCCAACCUUUCACAGGCACUCAAUCAGUUCAAGUCGGUCAAGUGUCAACAAUGUCUGGGCAAGGAUUCCUUUGACCGGUACCAUUUACUUGAAAUCAAGCAGACUGUAGCCAAGCUCCCACCAAUUCUUCUGCUUAAUCUCAACUUCACAUCAAUAGAUUUCGAACAAAUCCAGAGAACAGGCUCCUCGUGGUUAGUGCCGUCGUUCUUUGCCAACCCAAGCAACCAAGGAGUCAUGCUUAGUAAUUCUGUUUCUGGGUUUGGUCCUGGGUCGGCCAAAUACAAUCUCUUGGGAUAUGUUUGUGCCAUUUCGCAUGGCCCAGAUACUUCUCCUGGGGAACAUAAUCUUGUGUCAUACGUCAAGAUUGACGGAAGUUGGUACUUGUUCAAUGACUUCUUGGUCAUGCCAAUACCGGAAGAAGAGGUAUUUGACCUUUCCAAGCCAUGGAAACGCCCAGUUGUGGUGAUGUACACUGCCAACGCACCAGAUUUCGCAUAUCUUAGUUCGAUAGAGAAUGUAGACACUUCAAUCUUGUAUCGUGACCAUUUCGCAGGCACCAUCCGCGAAGGGUAUAAGAAAGAAUAUCAACUUCUCUCACAGGGAGAAACCCCAGUACCGGGAUCACUUGUUGCCAUCGAUGCAGAGUUUGUUACGUUGGAGCCAGAAGAAUUGGAGAUCUGGUCUACAGGACUGAAAAAUAUCAUCAAACCAAGGAAACUCUCACUUGCACGUAUAUCUGUUCUCCAUGGAGACAAUGGACCAAACCAAGGGGUCCCCUUCAUCGACGAUUAUAUCGUGCAUACCCGUGAGAUUGACGACUAUUUAACGUCAUUUUCUGGGAUUGAACCUGGUGACUUGGACCCAGUGGGGUCCACCAAGAACUUGGUUACCUUGCAAACCGCAUACCGUAGAUUAUGGUUAUUGCUCAAUAUGGGGUGUGUGUUUGUAGGUCAUGGUCUCUACAACGAUUUCCGAUGCAUCAAUCUCCAAGUGCCCAAACAUCAAAUCAAGGAUACUGGAGAGUUUUACUAUCUUCCUGAAUACAAACGGAAGCUUAGUCUUAAGUUUUUGGCAUAUGUGCUUUUGAGGGAAAAGGUUCAAACGGGGAACCAUGACUCCAUUGAAGACGCACACACGGCCUUGCUCUUGUACAAGAAGUACAUUGAGUUGAAGGCCAUUGGUGAUUUCGAGAAUACUUUGUACAAUAUUUACAUGGAAGGUCAACAGUUGAGGUUUAGGGUACCUGAUUCAUAG
Messenger RNA from [Candida] anglica, 3534 nucleotides. The record is from the annotation of a GenBank genome assembly. Lineage: Eukaryota; Fungi; Ascomycota; Pichiomycetes; Serinales; Debaryomycetaceae.